AGAGGGAGGGGAGGCGGUGACAGAAGUGGCCUCCUAGACGUGAUGGUAUUCCUUGGCUGAUGGUAUCUGCUGAACUCGGCUCGAGGAAAAACGGGUAGGUUGGUGUGUGAACGUCUGCGCAUCAUCGCCAACUUUGGGAGCUUUGGACGCAUGAUUAAAGCUUGAAGACUCGAUCGGCGGAGAUUGUGGAAAUAAUGCAAAGGAAAUCCAUGGGUUCGCAGAGUAGCGGUCCGUGAGCUUGGGAUCUAAAUCGCAGUAGGAAAAAAAAGGGAAGAAGAAAAAUCAGCUUUGAGAAAAACCGCGGACCCAAACUGUGUACAAGGUUUCAGAGCAGAAAGCAGUGGAGGAAAUCGGCCUUCUGACAUGGCUGACAACGAAGAAGGUUCUGGGCUCCAGAAAUCGCCAAAUGAUCCCGAGUCAAAAGAUUUACACGAGAGUAAAGCGGAGAAACAAAAUGGAAGCUCCAGCAAAUCUCCAUCAUCUCAAACAACGUACAUUCAACAGGGAAUGGAGGGAAUCAAAGUUUACUUACACGAACGGGAAUUGUGGAUGAAAUUCCAUGAAGUGGGAACGGAAAUGAUCAUCACUAAAGCAGGAAGGCGAAUGUUCCCGAGCUUCAAAGUGAAGGUCACUGGACUGAACCCCAAAACGAAAUACAUUCUUCUGAUGGAUGUCGUGCCAGCGGACGACCACCGCUAUAAAUUCGCCGAUAAUAAAUGGUCACUGACAGGAAAGGCAGAACCCGCAAUGCCCGGCAGGCUCUAUGUGCAUCCCGACUCUCCAGCCACAGGCGCGCACUGGAUGCGACAACUCGUCUCCUUCCAGAAACUCAAACUCACCAACAACCACCUCGAUCCUUUCGGACAUAUCAUUUUGAACUCUAUGCAUAAAUACCAACCGAGGAUCCACAUUGUAAAAGCAGAUGAAAACAACGGCUUUGGCUCCAAAAACACCGCCUUCUGCACUCAUGUGUUCCCCGAAACAUCGUUCAUUGCGGUCACGUCUUACCAGAACCACAAGAUUACUCAGCUAAAGAUUGAGAACAAUCCUUUUGCGAAGGGCUUCCGUGGCAGCGAUGAUAUGGAGCUGCACCGCAUGUCAAGAAUGCAGAGCACUAAGGAAUAUCCAGUGGUUCCCCGAAGCACAGUAAGACAAAGAGUGGGCACCAGUCAAAGUCCCUUUAGCGGUGACAUUCAGGGAAUGCCCACACCAAGCAGCAUGAGCUCUCAGUACUCAUGUGAGAACGGCGUUACCAGCACUUCCCAGGAUCUCCUGCCUCAGUCCAGCUCUUACCCAUUACCCCAUGAGCACAGCCAAGACUAUCACUGCAUCAAGAGAAAAGCUGAGGAUGACUGUCGCACAGAUCACUCCUACAAGAAGGCCUACAUGGAGAGCUCGUCUAGUGAAGAUGACCAUUAUUACCGCCCCGUCAGCUAUUCUCAAACUCUGGGCCUUUCCACUGCCUCUUAUCGGACCGAAUCUGGACAGCGGCAGGCGUGUAUGUAUGCUAGUGCUUCACAAGCCAGCGAUGCUGUUCCAAGUCUGGAAGACAUCAGCUGCAACACCUGGGCCAGUGUCUCCCCUUACAGCAGUUGUUCCAUGCAACCUAUGGAGCGGUUGCCCUACCAGCACUUCUCCGCCCAUUUCACCUCCAGCCCUCUAGUGUCCAGAUUAAGCGGAGUGGCCAGCCAUGCCUCACCCCAGCUGAGUGAUGCCCAUGCUAUGUACCAGGGCUCAAUGCCCCACCAGACUCUCGGUCGUCAGUGUAGCCCUGGAGCAGGAAUCCAGUCACCCAGCGCUAGCCUGCAGGGAAACGAGUACUUGUACACCCAUGGUAUUCCUCGCACCCUAUCGCCUCACCAGUAUCAUGCUGUCCACAGUGUUAGCAUCAUGCCUGAAUGGAAUGAAGGCAGCUAACUGGAUUCUCAUACAUUACAUACAGUGUUGGAGUUGCACACACACACACAGGCAUAUGUGUAUAUUUAUAUUUUGAAGCUCUUCACUACACCAGCAGUCAUGUGAAUUUGUCAUCAAUUUUGGACACCAAUGUUAACCAACUGUUUGGAUGGAUGAUAAAUAGGUUUGAAUAGCAUUUGAUGUCUGAACAGUCUAGUGUGAAAACAAAUGUAUUCAUACUAUGGGAAUUUUUUUUAACCAUGUUUUGUAAAUUGUAUUUUGUAUUCUGUAAAUCAGAGGUGAAGUUAUGCCACAUAAAUCAGAGGACGCACUUGGGACUACACCGAUUUUAUAUACUUUUGAAAAAAAAACAAGCUAACCAAAAAAACUAAAAUAGAAAAGUCCAUUUUAAUAGUAUUUUUUCUCUUUAACUUUGUGUUAAUUUUGUUUCUUUACUCAGAAGUCCAAGAUACAUGAAUGUCGUGUUUAAUCUGCAUUCCACCAGUUCCACCUUUUAAAAAUGUUUUUACAUUUUUUAAAGUGCAUUUAUUUAUGUCAAAUUCACAAAUUCAGUUUGGAGUACUGACAUUUAGUGGGUGCAAAUAGAUGCACUAAGUAGUUUUACAGAUUCAAGCUUAUGGUACAUAUUUCUAGCUCUGCCUAAGUAGCUGUUGCAAAAAUAUUUUCAACACAUUUCAUACAGAUGCAACGUACCACGUGCCAUACCCUGUAAUCUCUAUUUAAUGGAUUACUUAAUUACUUUUUAAUAGCACUAUUACAGCUAAUUCUAGCAGUCAAGCACCAGUUGAUCCUUUCUAACAAAAAAUAUAAAAGGAUGAAAUCCUUUUGAAAUGGUUAAAGAUGCAGUACUCUGAACUACAUGCACCCAAAAUGUAAGUAGAUAUGACAAAAUGACGUUUCUAAAAAUAAUUUACAAAAUAAUCUUCCAAAAAUGUAAAGCAAAAUUGUUAAAGGUGAAUGUCCAUAGGGAAUUAUGGUGUACAGUCACUACAGUUCCUCCUGUUAAUAGUAUUUAUUUUUCAUUAUUAUGAAGCCUAUCAGUGUUUUAUCUGUAAUAUUUGUUUGUUUGUCUUUUUAAGUAUGUAAGUUUAACUUGGAUUCUUUUCUUUUCUUUAGGAACAAAAACAGACUGUUUUUAGAUAUUGACUGACACCUGAUUGCUAGGUGACAGAAGGACAAUUUUAGGAAACAAUUUAAAAAGAAUUUGUAAAUAAAAAUACAAAUGUACAUAGAAAACAGAAUGGAAAUAAAUCUAAAUGGUGUACUUUGAAUUUGCAGGUUUGAUUUGCACAUUAGAACCAGGAUCUAUUGCAAUAGAACCAGGAACAUGCAAUUAUCCUAAUUAUACAACUAAGCAGUUGAGGGUUAAAGGCCUUGCUCAAGGGCCCCAAGUGGAUUUAAACUCUAUUCAAAGAUCCAACAUCUUAAUACUGAGCUACACCUUCCCACUACAAAUGCAUGAUUACUUUAAACUACAUUUAACCCUUACUUCUGUGAAUAUAUAGCCACUCAAGACUCGGAUUACUUUUUGGUAUUGUGAAUUGGUCUUUUUGCUUUUUUUACCUUUAAUGCUAUUUGCUUGAUGAUAGUCCCAGCAUAAGUUUGUCCCUACCCAAAGUCUGUGAUGCAACUAUGCUUUAUUCCUUUAGUGUCUCAUCCAGAUCUCUCAUCUUCUCAUCUGUACACUUAGUCAAAGUGUGCAGAAUGUUCCAAAACUUUAAUUUUCAUGUCAAUACAGCCAUCAACACCCGCACACUUGCCACCUCAAAUAUGCUAAUUAGUCAAGCAGAGUGACUGCCUCAGCGACAUAAUAUAGUUCCAAGAAAUUCUGGAAACUUUGAGAACAACAUUUGUAUCAAUGUUUCCACUACUUCUACUUGAGAUUUUUUAUUUAUAUAAAUGAUACUAGAACAUCGUGAGCGAGAACAGAAAGAUGUAUUUAGUAAUAGGGUGAGUAAUUGAGAAAGGUGAGAACAUUUCCAGUGGGCUAACACUGGUCAUUUGUUGGGGAAAGAGGCAAUAAAUAUCAAACCAAAUUUUGUAAGUGAAGUAGCAUUCCAAGAAGAAUGGUCCAAUUUUGAUCCAGUGAUUUAUAAUAAAACUGCUCCUUAUAGAUCUGUGAUUUGAUUCAACAUGUUGAUUUUGACAUGACCUAAUAAUGGGUAAAAUAAAGAAUUAAUCAAUUUUAAAACAUUGCAUUAAAACGAUAAGUAAACUAUCCUAGAAGUAAUUUUAAUUGUUUAAAAAAAAAUAUUUUCCAAAUUCCUCUUAACAUCAGCAACAUCUAGAACAAUCUGACCAAUCAAAUGACAAUAUAACAUUCAUUCAGGCAGUCCUUUCCAAGAAUUGAGGCUUGAGGCUUGAAAAAACAAUGAAAUAAUCGGGAAAAGCAAAACUCUGGAAUUCCAAAAAUCCAAUGUACCACACUCACUGUUCUGUUUAGAGUUAAAUUUACCUUGAAGUAAAGGCCCUGUUGUUGAGGACAGCUUUCACCACCCUUGAAAUCACCACUACUAUUACCACCAAUUAUAUCACUACUAACACCACCAUUACCACACCACCACCCAUUAAACUGCUACCACUAUUGCCAUUACCAUUACUACUACUACUACUACUACUACUACUACUACUACUACUACUACCGCCAUCACACUACUAUUUCCACCAAUAAUAUUACUACUAACAGCAUCGUUAUAAUAGAAUAGCCUUUAUUUGUCACAUAUACAUUAAAGCACAGUGAAAUCCGUUCUUAGCAUA
Messenger RNA from Silurus meridionalis, 4674 nucleotides. RefSeq names its product T-box transcription factor 5a (gene tbx5a). The transcript is spliced from 9 exons. Gene Ontology annotation, biological process: pattern specification process; cell fate specification; regulation of transcription by RNA polymerase II. Gene Ontology annotation, cellular component: nucleus. The record is from RefSeq and is a predicted model, not a curated record. Lineage: Eukaryota; Metazoa; Chordata; Actinopteri; Siluriformes; Siluridae. Gene Ontology annotation, molecular function: RNA polymerase II cis-regulatory region sequence-specific DNA binding; DNA-binding transcription factor activity, RNA polymerase II-specific. The coding region runs from base 364 to 1917 and encodes 517 amino acids.